AUGUUCCUUAAGGCAUCCGAAGAGGAACUUUCAGAGAGCCAUACUUCCUCCGAGGUGGCCAAGUACCGACCGCGCGCAUGCCAGACUUGCGCAAAAUCGAAGCUUAGAUGCGAAUGGCCGUCCGAGCCAGGGACCAACCCUUGUCACAGAUGUGCCAAAUCGAACACCAACUGCAUACUACCGAGGACAAAAACCCGUAAACGACGGGGCCCGCCAAAGAGUGUUAGCCGGCUCGAAGGCAAGUUGGAUGGCAUCAUUUCACUGUUAAGCGAGACGCAGAGAAAUACAAAUCACCAAGUGGCACCGAGCAAUGGCCCCGAAACAUAUACCGGUUCCCCGGCUGCGGGUGAGCUGCGCUGGCAACCUAGGAUUGGACCAGUGCAAGGAACGCUUGGCCGUCCUGAGGCUGGAACCGCCUCGCCAGUCUAUCAUCCCUCGGUUUCUAGUCACAACACUCCAUACUUGGCAACGCCACAUCGCACUGGCCAGUCGUCUGACCAGAUUCAAAUCGUCUCGGGGUUCGAGGUGACCUUUGAAGAAGCCGAUGCGUCCCUCGCCCUUUAUCGCUCGACCUUCACCCCUUACUUCCCCUUCGUUCCCAUCCCUGUCACAAUAACAGCAAACGAGCUUUACCAUACUGCACCGUUUUUACUUCGCACUAUUCUUCAGGUCGUGGUACCUCAUGACUUGCAAGCUCAGAGGCGUGUUGACCGGUGGUUUCACGAAUACAUAGCGCAGCAAAUUGUGGUGGAGAAGAAGAGGCGACUGGAGCUUCUGCAAUCGAUACUGGUCUUUCUAGCCUGGGGAGAUUUCCAAUUCUAUAUUGAGCCACAGGCAACAGCCUUGCUUCAAUUAGCCGAAACGCUCGUCAUUGACCUAAGGCUCGACAGGUCGCCGAGCAUAUUAGGUGCUGCUCGCCUGUCUUUUAUACCUGAAGUGGCGCAGAAGAUUGGGAAGAUGAGGCAGGAAACCCGCACCCGCGAUGACAUGAGAGCCAUGUUGGGCCUCUCUUAUCUGCAGUCAGUAAGAACAAGGAACUUCGUCUUCACAAAGUACAUCAGAAAUUGUUGUGACACGUUGCUGGCUGCGGGGGAGCAUGAUACGGAUCAGUUCCUCGUAUCUCUAAUACGAAUGCAACAACUUCUCGCUCGUGUCUCUGAUGCUAUCCCAAAUCCAGACCAAGAUGAACAUGUCGCCCAAGCCAUGGACGCAUCUGUUCAUAUGAUGAUGGAGACCACGAAAAGGGAGCUGGACAAAUUAAUUCAGGCUCAACCCCCUGGGCUCCAGACCAAUGUCUUGCUUUGGACGCACUACCACGGCGUCACAAUGAGACUCUACGAACCGGCAAUCCACAUGCGCCCAUCUUCACGAUCUGGCGACCUCCAAGAGUCAUCACGCCGCACCGACGCUCUCGCAGGCUGCCUGCAAUCAGUCAAGGAUUUCUUCGCAGCAUAUGCCCGUAUCCCACUCGAGCUUCUCGGCGUAAUGCCGCUCGUGGCAACAUCAUACAUGUCCUUUGCGGUCGUGACGGCAAGUCGCAUCCUGCUUCUCAACGACUCCGACUGGACGGUGAGCCUGGCGCGUCUGACGCUUGACUUGGCGGCUGCGUGUCAGACUUUGAGCAGCCGCUUUGAGCAGGCGGAUCAGGUCGCGCAGAUCGCGGGGCGGCGGAGGAGAUUUGACAAUGGCGUAGACGAGUCGGUCCUCCUUUGUUACAGCGUGAAGAUCAAGUGGAUAAGGCAGUGGUACUUGGCAAAAGUGGCGGCGGAGUCUCGUCCCUCUGCGUCAUCGAAUACACAGCCUAUGGAGUUUGACCGGAUAUCAGCGACCGAUGACUCUGGUUCGUUACCCGUUCAGUUGGAUGAUGACUUUUGGAAUGCCUUGUUGACUUCAACCGGGCCGAAUGCUUGGGGUGAGUCGUAG
This is a messenger RNA of Thyridium curvatum, 1923 nucleotides long. RefSeq lists its product as uncharacterized. Lineage: Eukaryota; Fungi; Ascomycota; Sordariomycetes; Thyridiales; Thyridiaceae. Gene Ontology annotation, molecular function: DNA-binding transcription factor activity, RNA polymerase II-specific; transcription cis-regulatory region binding; zinc ion binding. The record is from RefSeq and is a predicted model, not a curated record. Gene Ontology annotation, biological process: regulation of DNA-templated transcription. The coding region runs from base 1 to 1923 and encodes 640 amino acids. Gene Ontology annotation, cellular component: nucleus. The transcript is spliced from 7 exons.